Stegastes partitus (bicolor damselfish) is the source of this 669-nucleotide messenger RNA. It is a transcript of the gene cfd, whose product is annotated as complement factor D (adipsin). The annotation marks the transcript as partial. The transcript has 3 exons. NCBI's taxonomy places the organism in Eukaryota, Metazoa, Chordata, Actinopteri, Pomacentridae. Gene Ontology annotation, molecular function: serine-type endopeptidase activity. Gene Ontology annotation, biological process: proteolysis. The record is from RefSeq and is a predicted model, not a curated record.
GAACCUGAAGACACCAAACAAACCUUUGACAUUUUGGAGCUUCACAACCAUCCAGACUUCAACGCGUUGAAUUAUGACAACGACAUCGCUUUAAUUAAGCUGGAUCGUCCGUUUAACGCCUCUGACGCUGUUAAAGCCGUUGAGUUCCUGCGAGCCGGCGGUUCAAACCCUGGCACCGAUGCCGAGGUGGAGACAGCUGGCUGGGGCUCUCUGGACAACCUGGGGUCGCGACCCGACAAACUCAAGGAGGUGACGAUCGACGUGGUGAGCUCGAGUCGGUGCAAACGCAGUGACUACUUCGGCAGGAAGUUCACCGACAACAUGAUCUGCGCUCAUCGAGUGUGUUCUGACCCCUGCGAGCUGCAGCACAAGAAGGAGGACAGCUGUGACGGCGACUCCGGAGGCCCGCUGCUCUACAACGGCAUCGCGGUCGGCGUCACGUCCACCGGAGAGAGAAAGUGCGGCCAAAUGAGAAAACCUGGGAUUUACACCAUCAUCUCCCACUACAGCGAGUGGAUCGACAGAACCAUGGGCCUGCAGCUGACGACGACGGCACCAUCGGACCAGAGCAGCAAGACCGACAUUUACCUGCUUCUGCUGAGUCACUGAUUACUCACCUGCAUGUCGCUGUAUGAAGGAAUUAAUAAAAUAAAGAUUGUCUCAUUCUGG